This is a messenger RNA of Heterocephalus glaber (naked mole-rat), 1025 nucleotides long. Lineage: Eukaryota; Metazoa; Chordata; Mammalia; Rodentia; Bathyergidae. The record is from RefSeq and is a predicted model, not a curated record.
AUGGCCCAAGAGCCCCGGGCGUCUGGUGCGCCCGGGCCCUGCCGCACGCGGCUCUCGCGGGACUCGGGUGGCGAGCGUGCUUCUCCCUCACUGUCCUUGCUCGGCCGUGGACGUGGGCGCCCUGGGCAGCGCGGCUCCCGCUCGCCGCCCGCACAGCAGCAGCAGCAGCAGCAGCAGCAGGGAAGGAGCUGCAUACCCCGGAGGAGCCUGUCACCCUCACCCUCCCCGGCCUGGCCACCAGGGGUCGAUUUCUGUCCCCUCGUCGUGCCUGUCCCCGACUCCUCAGAGAAACGGACCCCCCAGCAGGUGGCCCUGCAUCCACCUGUGACACCAGCGAUGUCCACCAGGCCCACGUCCGCCUCCCUCGCUGGCCCGAGACACAGCCGCUGUGCACCAUGGGGCCGCGUGGAUGGGCUGUGUUCCGCGUCUACCCCCAGCCGGGAGCCAAGUGGGUUUUGUGCAGAGACAAUCUGGGGGCAAUUUGAUGAGCAUGCGCUGAUCUCACUAAGUUGUCCAGGCUGACUUCAAACUUGCAAUCCUCCUGCCUCAGCCUCCCGAGCAGCCAUCCUCCGAGCUGGUUUUCGCAGGACCCUCGACCCCUAGUGUGGUCACUCUGUCCCUUCUCCUGUGGCCGCCUCUCAAGACUUCUCUGGGUGACGGCACCCGUAUCUCCCUCCCUCGGCCGCUGUCCCCACCAAGGUCCCGAGGCUGGCCACGUGCGUCCAACCCCCUUUCAUCUCUGCCCUCGCGCUUGUCAGGCACCCACGUGGCAUUGGCACUGUGGCCCUGGGCCCGGCCUUGGGCUCUCUGAGGUCAACACCACGCACAUCUGGACCUUGAGGACAAGUGGCCCGGGUAAGAUGGCCAGGGCAAGCUGGGGCCAAAGGAGGGGGUGGCGUCAGGCCCAGGCCGGCCAAGGCCUCAGCAAAGUGACUCCCCCUUUCCAAGGACUGCCAACAUCACUAGGACCACAGCAAUCCCUAGUGCAAGGAAUCAAUAAAUGUGUAUUAAUUCAGGAGUUGCUA